Molecule: messenger RNA, 5028 nt
Organism: Leptosia nina
Lineage: Eukaryota; Metazoa; Arthropoda; Insecta; Lepidoptera; Pieridae
Source: the annotation of a GenBank genome assembly
AUGGUGAUGGAAUCGCUGCCCAGUGGGCGGUUCUGGCCUUUGUCUCCGCGUCUCUGGCGAAGAAGCAACGAGUACUCGAAGGUAGUGUUCGAGCCACGGAAACCUCCUUUGUCCCCGAUUGAAAUUCGAAAACAUCGAAUCGACGUUACGCCCGAUCUACUGCGUUCGAGAUUCAUAAAGGAACGUUUGGAGCAUUUAAAUUUGGAAAGCGAAGCAGAAGUAAGGAAACCGGAAGUCAAGAAACCAGACGCUAAAGCUCUGGAGGAAGUGAAGUUGAGGUGUAAGAAGAGGCGGGAACCGCGACCGAAUAGUCUACAGCUGUUGUUGUGUCCGUCCAGUUCUGGUCAUUACAGCAGUAAUACUUGGAGAUACACGAGAGUGAGGUCUAAGAGUCAUGAACCGGAAGGUGGCGGGCGGUGCGGCGAGGGGCCGCUAGCUCGAGCGAUGCAGCCUGCCUCGCCGAAGCGGCAUGCGCCUGCGCAGACCGGUGGUGCAGCACCAGAUCCAACCACAUUGAAAGUCCACCUUCCAAAUGGUGGUUUCAACGUGGUCAGAGCGUCGAACGAUGAGGAUGUUCGCUCAGUGAUUAGGUGUCUCGCCGCCAGGCUAGCUGCGGGCGACCGCGUCUACACCUCGUGUUUUGCACUGCGUGCGCGGCGAUUGACAACUGGAAAGAUUCGAUGGAUACAUCAAGACACACCUGUAUCAGAAUUGCUCACAAAAUGGCCGGCGAGCGAGUGGCGAUUGGAGCUGCGCGUGAGAUACCUUCCGGCCAACCUCAGAGACCUUUGCGACUCGGAUCGAGUCACCUUCCAUUACUAUUACGAUCAGGUGAGACAUGACUACCUCAACGCAAAUCAUCCAAUGGUGGAUCAAGACCUGGCGAUACAGAUUUGCUGCUUAGAAAUCAAAUACUUCUGCAAAGACAUCUCAUUGGAUAAGAAAUCGAACCUGGAUUACUUAGAGAAAGAGUUUGGCUUGCACAAGUUCCUGCCGAAAUCUGUAUUGGACGCCAUCAAACCCAAGCUCCUGAAAAAAGCGAUACAACAACAAUAUAAGAAGGUAUCAAAUCUCAGUGACACAGAAUGUAUGUUAAAAUACUUGGAGACGAUGCAUACGCACUACGGGUAUGAUCGGGAGACAUUUACUGGCGCGCUCGGUACGGGCUGGGCUAUACCCGUGGAAUUGGCUAUCGGUCCCGAUAUAGACAUAUCAUACGUGUCUCACAAGGCAGGGGAACCGCCUACAUACACCAAAAUCGCGUCAUUUUGUGAUAUCGUGGCCGUACAGACACUCAAAUCCAACUGCACUCAACAGUCGCAAACGCAGAGUGGCAGUUCGUGUGGCAAGGCAGCUUUGCAGCUACGAGUGAAAGGUGCCAGUGAAACAUUAACAAUUACUUGCAGCAGUGUUGAGGCUGCAGAAAGUCUGGCAGAUCUCGUAGAUGGCUACUGUCGACUCGUCACAGAUUCACAGACGUCUCUAUGGAACAGAACUACGGAAAUGAGCAGCAGUUCCUCGGAAGGCAAGACUAGUUCGUGGGAAGCAAACACGGCCACUCUCUUGUCCGAAGAUUACGCGGAAAUUGUAGAUGAUGAUGCUGAUUAUUCCACGCCGGCAGUUCGAGAUUACGAGUUAGUUCGUAAUCAGAUAGAACUGACUGGAAUAAUUGGUGAAGGACAAUUUGGUGAUGUCCAUAAAGGAACUUGUAAAGUGACGUCAGCCAACCACCCAUCUCUGCGUCGUCAACUCGCAAUACAAAAGCAGCAAGGCAAAACUCCUACAGGCGAAUACGUACUGCCCGUUGCGGUCAAGACCUGCAAGAUGGACGCAGACCUGGAUACAGCGGAGAAAUUUCUAGAAGAAGCUUAUAUAAUGCAACAAUUCUCACAUCCGCACAUAAUCGGCUUAGUAGGAGUAUGUAGUACUCCGCCAAUCUGGAUAGUGAUGGAGUUGGCAACACUGGGAGAAAUGCGAGCGUACUUACAACAAAACGCACACAGAUUGGAAACGUGUACACUAGUGCUCUACAUCUACCAGUUAUCAACAGCUCUUAGCUAUUUAGAGAGCAAGAAGUUCGUACAUCGCGAUAUUGCUGCGAGAAAUGUUCUAGUCUCUACUCCUACUUGUGUUAAGUUAGCAGAUUUCGGAUUAUCUAAAAUGGUGGAAGAUAAAUCUUAUUAUAAGGCGUCUCGAGGCAAACUCCCUAUCAAGUGGAUGGCCCCGGAGUCUAUCAACUUCAGACGAUUCACUUCCGCCUCAGACGUUUGGAUGUUUGGUGUGUGUAUGUGGGAAAUUCUCAUGUUAGGUGUAAAACCAUUCAGUGGAGUUAAGAACAAUGACGUGAUCGGGAAAUUGGAAAACGGAGAGCGUUUAGCGUUGCCGCCGCGUUGUCCACCGCGGUUGUACUCCCUCAUGUCGCGCUGUUGGACAUAUGAACCUUCACACAGGCCUACCGCUAGUCAACUCAAGGAAACGCUUUGUGAGAUACUCCAAGAAGAACGCAGUACAGCAUGGGAUACAAUGAGACGUGAGAACAGACGUGUUGCAGCCGCUUCUUGGGGUGAGCAUGCGCCGCCGAAACCCUGCAGACCGGCUACGGAUCUCUCAGCAGUCACAGAUACAAAAACGGGUACCCCUGGAGGACCGCAAACCUACAUCGUGGCACAGAACCCUCUAGUCUUGGCCCACCUCCUGCGAGAGAACCAGUCACGCGCGAUCCAUCCACAGGCCUACAACACACCAGCCUCGGUAUUCAACACAGUCGCGGUUGACUUCGCGCAAACUCUACCGGAGAACGACAUCGAAAAGAUCGCCAAUCCCAAACCCGAUGAGAUAAUAGACAUUCCUCUUCAAACUGCCCCCAUCCCAGCUGAUAAACUCCACAAACUCGAUCCCGUCGUUCCAGAAACAGAAACUCUGACCGUAGUCGUUGACGGUAAAGAGAGCUGUGAUAAUUUAUGUCAGAACAUACCAUCCCCUAUAUCCCCUAAAACUGAAGAUGCCCCUGAACCGUACCCCAGUCGAGUCAGGUCGUUAGAGAGAACUCCCAGAACCCUCACAGAACGCGGUCCUAUACGAAUGGGUUCCUUAGAACGAAAUGCAAGAGGCAGUCUAUCUCAUAGGGGCUCCCCGGUCCCGAUAGCGCCUUUUACAAGGCAGCACUCUGUCCCCGCUUCACCUCCCCCAAGAAACCGUAGAGAACAGGACAUAGGUCAAUUCUCCGUUCAGGGCGCUUUGAAUGCUCAAUUGGCCGCUAGUGUAGUUAAUAAAAUGCGUCUACAACCAGACCCUCCUUUAGUGGAGGAGAUAUAUGAUUUUGGCGGCGACAACGUCAAAAGCUGCGCGGCCAUCGCUGCUCACAAGGCGGGACUCAAACCGCAGUAUCGCCCCAUCAACAUGGCCGCAUCACACCCGUCGACUUAUGGCGUCCCAGUGGGCGUUGUUCAGGGCGUUCCGUACCAAAGUCCAGCGAAACCUAGUCAGAAGUCUAGUCAUUUCCGUUCGGCCAGUCCUCAAGUCUAUCCCCCCUCGUCGCCGCAGGGCUUUCCCAUGGGCGUGAUACAGCCAAUGUCGUACCCUCAACAGAUUUUCAGUACUCAAAAUGUCGUGCAGGGCCCCCAACCUAUGUCGUAUAGGCCGCAAGUGUCGUCUUCGCAGGCGAUUAGUCAGAUGGCGUCCACUGCGGGCUUUCAAGGCCAGAGCCGGCCUCAAUUCACUUCCGCGUCCGCAGUGGAUGCGCAAACGAUAUAUGCGUCGCGUCAGGAGUGUUCGCCCGUUGUGACGUCAUCGCAAGCAGCGCAGAGUCCGGAAUUCGAUACCGAGCAGGCUGUGGAACGGCGCCUUCUCGCGGAGCUUGCGAGACAGCAACACCAGAGCGAAGAAGAUAGGCGAUGGCUGCAGAUGCAAGAAGACAAUUUGAAGCGGCUAUCGAACGUGCAGCUCACAACUAGCACAGAUGAAAGUCAGUCAACGAGUGACAGCAGAACUGAAGCGACCUCUACUCGUGAUAAACCUUCUAGUCAGACACAUUCAGUGACAAACUCAGCAGAAACCAGUCCAGCUAACACCGUGAAACCCAAAGAUAAACCAACAAGCGAUGAUAAGAAACAAACACCAAGCACAUCCAGCGGUAACAAAGAACCAGUGUAUGUGGCGACAACUGAAGUAGUUCGGUGCGUGAUGCGGCUGGCUAGCGCCGCGAACCGGUCCGUAUCGCCGGCCGGAGUCUUGGAAGCUGUGCGCAGCGUUGGUGCGGCUUUGCGUGAACUCUGCGCUACUGUUGAUGCCCUGGUACCGCCGUAUCCAGUUGCGGCACAAAGGGAAGUGGAAAUGGCGCAUCAGGUCCUCAGUAAAGAUAUGUCAGGUCUGGUGGAAGCAAUGCGGGUCGCAAUACAUUACCACAACACCACGCUGCAUCAUGAGUACACUAAAAGCAUGUUAGCAGCCGCCCAUGUCCUCGCGAUGGAUGCAAAGAACCUACUCGACGUAGUAGAUUGUAUCCGCGAACGAUAUCCGCACAUCGACUGGCGAGCCGCGUUAGAACAGGCAGACCUUUCCCCCUCCCUCCACAACCCUCAAAAUCAAACCCUCACACAGAAUAACACACCGCAAUGCCAAACAUUAACCCCCCAAAACCCAAUUCUGAGCACUCAGUCUUCCAUACAAGAAGACGAGAUCAAACCGGACUUCAAAAUCAACCAACCGGUAACGACAGUUCAAGGCACAGUUCAAACAAGCGACCAGAAGGAAAGCAACAGUCUCCCAGUAACAUCGAAUCGUGUAUCGACACUAAUACACAACUACAAUUUGUAUGGGAACGUUCGGGAACCACACAUCUAUGGUAACGAGGGCGUAUCAUUCCAACAUUCGCAAUCGGUCGACGAUUCGAGAAUCGAUACCGCGCCAAUCGAAUCGGUCAAGAGUCGAGUUCAAGCGAUUUCCGGUAAAAUCGAUUCGCCGCCGAUCUACUCGAUUAGCAAGAAGAUGGUUCCACUUGAGCAAAAUGUUCACACCGAUCAAGGGUGA